Messenger RNA from Truncatella angustata, 1428 nucleotides. RefSeq lists its product as uncharacterized. Lineage: Eukaryota; Fungi; Ascomycota; Sordariomycetes; Amphisphaeriales; Sporocadaceae. The record is from RefSeq and is a predicted model, not a curated record. The transcript has 2 exons. The annotation marks the transcript as partial.
GUUGAUUUAGUUUUGCCCAUCGGCACAAUUGUACACACGUUGGCGGUCACGCGUCGUUUUUUUCUUCUCCUUUUUAUCGUUGAAUCAUGUACUCCAGUUUAAACAGCCCAGGACCUCUUAACCUGUUUAUUCUCCACACGCCAGGUGAAUGGCCAAAUCAGUUUACUUUCACUUAGUUGGUAUCUCUCCUAACUGGCACUGUUUUUAUGAUUAAUGCGUGCAACUUGAUUACACGGAAGAACAGAACUCGUACUCUUGAGAGAUCGCUUUACUUACAUCUGGACGACUUGGGGAGCACUGUACGUAAAUCAGUAUGUCUCCCGUGCAGCCAGGGUUCAUCUUAAAAGAAUCUGCUUUUCGGAAUUUCUGCAAGAUCUAAAUCAUAGGGACUCCGUCCAAGAGCGUCAUCAGUGAAAGUUUCGCCCCCCAAGAUCCUUUAGAAGCAUUUGGAGGUUCAGACAAAACUACUGAGUUGAAAUGUCCCAUUUGCAAGACGGCGCCGACCUGAAGACCAUAAAAACGACAUCAGGCACCACAAGAUGGAAAUGUACCAGUACUAAAUGCCGUGGGAAACAAGUCGGGGCCUACAUGGAGACUGAACGAGCGAUGCUUAUUAUAGAAUCAAGACCAAAGCCAGUUAUAGGCCAUAGUAAAGGCGCAAAGGUUUUGAAACAACCACAAACAAUAACCCAGCCAGAAUUUGUCCCCCAAUCGGGACCAGCCCCCGAAGAAAUACCAACACAUGAAUCAACGAUAGUAUAGCAUGAUCGACGUCUAAAUCCGGCUUAGCACUUCACGCCGGGUCUAUAACACUACCAAGACUGGUAUUCCUACCACAGGGAGUAUUGAUGGGACGAUCACGAGCGAGUCCACUGUGUACAAGGUGUGAGCAGACAAAACACCUCAGUGGAUGUGACCAGCAAAUACUGAAAUCCCUAUACGAGAGGCGCCGCCGAGCGGGGAGCCACUGCUCAUGCAACAACUGCAUGCUCCCCACGGGGCCCGAGAUAGCGAGCAUGCCCAGCGGUACAGGCGUUGUUUCCCAAAGUUGCCACCAUCUCAACUGCAAGGGGCAGAAUGGCCUAUGUCGCCGGUGUGGCGACGAGGCCCACCGAGGAAUGACCUGUGCCGAGGCGGGCACUCACCGAGUCGUACACAUGCUGGUGAUCGGCCGUGGAGGAGAGCUCAACGUUUGCCCGGAGUGUCUGACGGUUUACUGGAGGGAUGGUGGCUGUUGUGAUAUGGUAUGCACAACCUAUCCUGAUGUAUGCGGUAGGCAUUGGACUUGGGUUGGGAGUGUCAAGGCUAUCAAGAAGCUGGGCAUUGGUAUGCGCCGUGGCCCCAACGGUAAUAUGGGAAACAUGUAUGUAAUAGAAUUAUGCGGCCAUAGAGCUGAUUAGUAGAGCUAGUAGGCAAUGGCACGUCGAG